AUGGCAUUGCAAAACCAAGUUGGAAGUUCAAUGUCUUCCCAUAAUCUCUUAAGAAUACUUCUAACCCUUCUGUUCAUCUCAACCCUUAUCCAUGCAGCAUCCACAUCCAGCUCCUCAACCACCACCAAUUCCCUCAAAGCCUACAAAAUGUUCAUAAAAGAUGAGUGCAAUUCAACCACUUACCCUGAUGUUUGCUACAAGUCUCUCUCCCCUUACGCAUCAAAAGUAAAAAAUAACCCUUUAACACUCACCAAACUGUCCGUUAAUGUGGCUCUAAAAGCAGCCAAAAGUGCAUAUAGCACAUUGAAAAAGCUAUCCAAUUCCACAGGGAAGCUAACACGUGGUGAAACGUCGGUCAUUGCAGAUUGCAGAGAGAAUAUCGAUGAAACGUUGGAUCUACUUAAGCAAUCUGUUGAUGGCUUGGCUCAUUUGAAUGGUACCACUACUAGUGAUGAGAAAUUUCAAUGGGAUACCAUUAAGACAUGGAUGAGUGCUGCCAUAACGGAUGAGUCUACAUGCACCGAUGAGUUUGAUGAAAUGAAAGUGCGUCCUUCACUUCAGAAGAAGAUCAAACCUAGUGUUGCUAAUGUUGCUUGGAUGAAUAGCAAUGCCUUGGCUUUUGUCAACAGGCUUUACUACUAA
Molecule: messenger RNA, 642 nt
Organism: Abrus precatorius (Indian licorice)
Lineage: Eukaryota; Viridiplantae; Streptophyta; Magnoliopsida; Fabales; Fabaceae
Product: pectinesterase inhibitor 4-like
Exons: 1
Coding region: 1-642 (213 amino acids)
Biological process (GO): negative regulation of catalytic activity
Molecular function (GO): enzyme inhibitor activity
Source: RefSeq, a predicted model, not a curated record